AUGCCGACGCCAAGCAAAGGAACUGUAACACGAAAUGUGGAUCUUCUGCUGCUCGAGCCGACUCGGGUUUUGCUGAAAUUUCUGCCGCCAAAGACCGUCCAAAUAAUCGGCACCUCGGCGUAUGACGUCGACCUUGCCGAAGUUGCUUUGGAACGCCACGUGCUCGACAUCUACACGUCAGGCUGCUCGCACACGAUAUCUGUCCCCACAAUGAUGGUCCCGCUUUUGAUUGGCCGGGCCGGCUCUUCAAUCCAGGAAAUUCGCGACAAGAGUUCCGUCGAGGUUGCCAUUCUCGGCCAAAAGGAUGAGAAGUCGAAAAAUGAACGCGAAGAUUACGGCCCCGAAGCCUCAAAAGCAUUUGAGAAAUUGAAAGCGAGAUUCUACGAUGAAAACGGCUUUGAGUUUACAAAUAUUGUUUUGACCGGCGAUUAUUUGAUGAUUUCCGUUGCGGUGAUGAUGAUAAGCGGGAAGCUUGAUGACCUCAACCAAGGUCCGAGAAGGAAACCUGUGUACUACGACUACGGGCAUCAAGAAAUG
Molecule: messenger RNA, 537 nt
Organism: Mesorhabditis spiculigera
Lineage: Eukaryota; Metazoa; Nematoda; Chromadorea; Rhabditida; Rhabditidae
Source: the annotation of a GenBank genome assembly